CUGCACUAAAGCGCUUGGGUUUGUGUUACAUUCAUUUAAGACCCGCAACAUGGCAGGUCCAGAUCUAGUAAAAACUGUGGUGUACACGAUUAAUAAUAUAUUACAGCAAGAAAAGUAUAAAGCUGCACUUGCAGUUGUUAAAGGAUUCCGAAAUGGUGCUGUUUAUGGGGCAAAAAUCCGGGCACCCCAUGCUCUUGUCAUGACGUUUCUCUUCAGAAGUGGGAGCCUGAAAGACAAGCUGCGAGCCAUUGCAAAGGCCACGUACCAGCACUCGCGCAACCUAGCAUACUUUGUGUUCACGUACAAAGGACUGCAAGCCAUACAGGAGAGGAUCCAGGGGAAGAGUCUACAGUCUCAGUCCUUCUUUGCCGCCUGCCUCGGUGGCUGGUUGGUGUUUGGGGAAAACAACAACAUCAAUAGCCAGAUCAACAUGUACCUGCUGUCUAGGAUCCUGUUUGCCUUGUCUCGCCUGGCCGUGGAGAAAGGCAUCGUACCACAGCCCAAGCGGGACCCCUUCCCCCUGUUUGCUACCCUGGUGUGGGGCAUAGUGCUGUGGCUGUUCGAGUACCACCCCCACACCCUGCAGCCUUCGCUGCAGUCGUCCAUGAACUACCUCUACCAUGACAGCAACGUGUGGCACGACAUCUCAGACUUCCUUGUCUACAACAAGCCAAGGACUGUCGCUCCCAAGUGAGCUAAAGCUAAAAUAAGCAUCUCAAUAGACUCGUCUCCUUUCCUUCAUCUGGUCUGAAAGAACUGGACAGGGUGGAAAGCAAAUUCCCAGUAUGACUUUAGACUGUUGGGAUGCAGGCCAGGGCCUGUAUUUAAAAAGUGUCUCAGAGUAGGAGUGCUGAUCUAGGAUCAGUUUUGCCCUUUAGAAAAUAAUGAAUGAGAUAUAUAUAGAUAGAUAGAUAGAUAGAUAGAUAGAUAGAUAGAUAGAUAGAUAGAUAGAUAUAUA
Messenger RNA from Coregonus clupeaformis (lake whitefish), 958 nucleotides. It is a transcript of the gene pxmp4, whose product is annotated as peroxisomal membrane protein 4. Lineage: Eukaryota; Metazoa; Chordata; Actinopteri; Salmoniformes; Salmonidae. Gene Ontology annotation, cellular component: peroxisomal membrane. The transcript is spliced from 4 exons. Bases 50 to 694 code for a protein of 214 amino acids. The record is from RefSeq and is a predicted model, not a curated record.